Messenger RNA from Lachancea mirantina, 924 nucleotides. The record is from the annotation of a GenBank genome assembly. Lineage: Eukaryota; Fungi; Ascomycota; Saccharomycetes; Saccharomycetales; Saccharomycetaceae.
AUGAAAUUGGACGAAACAAUAGCACUUCUCAAACAAGGUCGACAUGUUCCGGAAGAAACCGUGUACAAGUUAUGCCAGCAAUCACAGGAGCUACUAAUGUAUGAGGCUAACGUGACACGUGUCGACACUCCGGUUACCAUUUGCGGAGAUAUUCACGGCCAACUGCACGAUUUGUUGACCUUGUUCGAGGAAAGCGGUGGGAUUGAAAAGAGCCGGUACAUAUUUUUGGGCGAUUUUGUUGACCGUGGUUUCUACUCUCUAGAGAGCUUUCUGUUGUUGCUUUGCUACAAAUUGCGGUAUCCAGACCGGAUCACAAUGAUCCGGGGUAACCACGAAACAAGGCAGAUUACCAAAGUUUAUGGAUUUUACGACGAAAUCGUACGCAAAUACGGGAACAGCAACGUGUGGCGCUACUGUUGCGAAGUUUUCGACUACUUAGCACUUGGAGCUAUCAUCAAUGAAAGCAUCUUCUGCGUGCACGGCGGUCUAUCGCCUGACGUAACGACCAUCAAUCAGAUUCGCGCCAUAGAUCGUAAACAAGAGGUACCGCACGAGGGAGCCAUGUGUGACUUGCUAUGGAGCGAUCCAGAUGACGUUGAAACUUGGAGCCUUUCGCCACGUGGGGCUGGAUUUCUGUUCGGCAAAAAUGAAGUUGACCAAUUUCUGCAUAAAAACAAGUUCGACCUCAUUGCCCGGGCCCACCAACUGGUCAUGGAAGGCUAUAAGGAGAUGUUUGGGGGUGGUCUUGUCACAGUUUGGUCUGCACCCAAUUAUUGUUACCGGUGCGGUAAUGUCGCAGCAGUUUUGACCGUAGAUGACCAAAUGGACCGCAAUUACACCAUAUUCGAAGCUGUACCGGCGCAAGACGACGUGGGAAACGCGAUAAUACCGACCAAAAAACCUCAAAUGGAUUAUUUCCUGUGA